Saccoglossus kowalevskii is the source of this 1537-nucleotide messenger RNA. Its product is annotated as cleavage and polyadenylation specificity factor subunit 4-like. Gene Ontology annotation, molecular function: zinc ion binding; RNA binding. Lineage: Eukaryota; Metazoa; Hemichordata; Enteropneusta; Harrimaniidae. The record is from RefSeq and is a predicted model, not a curated record.
CGUGGAAAUAGAAAUCUACAGCGUUGUUUUUGUUGUGUCGAUUUCGACUAAUAAUAUAUACAGAUUUGGUUCGAUCAGACAUAUAUUUCACUAUGCAGAACAUAGUAUCAAAUGUCUCGAACAUAAAGUUCGACAUAGAACUGGCUUUAGAGCAGCAGUUGGGCAGUAUACCAUUGCCUUUUCCUGGAAUGGAUAAAUCCGGAUCUGCAAUAUGUGUGUUCUUUAAGCAAGGGGACUGCUUAAAAGGUGGAAGUUGUCCAUUCCGACAUGUACGUGGUGAUCGCAGCGUUGUUUGCAAACAUUGGCUGAGGGGUUUAUGCAAAAAAGGAGACCAGUGUGAAUUUCUUCAUGAGUAUGACAUGACAAAAAUGCCAGAAUGUUUCUUUUUUUCAAAAUUUGGUCUGUGCAGCAACAAAGAGUGUCCCUUUCUACAUAUAGAUCCUGAAUCAAAAAUAAAAGAUUGUGCGUGGUAUGAUAGAGGGUUCUGUAAACAUGGUCCACACUGCAGAAAUAGACACACAAGAAGGGUUAUAUGUGUCAAUUAUCUAUGUGGGUUUUGUCCGGAUGGCAAAAAUUGUAAAUUCCAACAUCCUAAAUUUGAUUUACCAGUGGUAAAUGACCCCGUGUCUGCACAAAAGAAAGCCAGUAUUACCUGUCACAGCUGUGGGGAACCCGGACACAAAGCGGCCAUGUGUCCCAAGUUUCCAGUCACUGCUACUGAACAGCAUAUUCAAGUGAUGGGUAUGAGUGACUUGACAGAACGUCCACAGAUACCUAAAGGACCCCCUAGGCCUCUGGAAAGUGUUACAUGCUUUAAGUGUGGGGAGAAAGGUCACUAUGCUAAUCGCUGCCCGAAAGGUCAUCUCGCCUUCCUGAGUCCAGCAUUAUCACACGUGGAUGCACAGAAACAAAACCAGAUGUAGCUUUACACAUAGGAAUAAGGUCGUGUCGACAGAUACUGUGUAACAUAUGAUAAACAUGGCAGUAUAUAGUUGUCUGCAAAAUCGUGACUUGAUUGGGUUACUUUAUUGCCAACAGUAUGUGCACGUCUAACAUCGUGUAUCAAUCCCGAGUACGAUAACUUUCAAUUUAUGGUGAGAAUGUUGCCCAUAUUUUUAUAUUAACAGGAGACGUACAUAUAUAUUUAAUAACAACAGCGGCCAGUAACGCCUGUGCUUAUUAUUUUACUUUGUAUGACCGGUUAUUAUCAAUCAGCUGCUGUACACUAUUACACAUGGAUACGAGAAACGUAAACAACUGUGUUCUCUUAUAGUUGCUGGUGUCAUAACACUAGUCUUGGCAGUUCAUAUUUGCAGACUCGUCAAUCGUCUUUUCUGUGGUUACGAUAUUUUGUCUCUAAAGUUAUUAUUUCAUUAUAACAUAGAUGUUUGCAGUUUCAUAGAAUAGCAAUCUCGUUUUCCAUUUGAAGGUGUCGCAGACACUGCCAAUAAAUCAAUGCAUGGUUCAUAUUGAAUGAAUAGUUUAUACCUGUGUUCAUUCAGUUUACCUUACAUCACCAUCAGGAAUACAAAUAUGC